Molecule: messenger RNA, 1815 nt
Organism: Chlorocebus sabaeus (green monkey)
Lineage: Eukaryota; Metazoa; Chordata; Mammalia; Primates; Cercopithecidae
Source: RefSeq, a predicted model, not a curated record
AACCCCUCCGAACCUCUGUUUCUCUUCAACAGUGAGAAGCCUGACCUAGAAGAUCUCCAGAGGCCUCUGAACUCUUAGAUAUUGGGCUCUUUUGAUAGACUUGAGGCAGGAGGGGGUCAGGAUCAGGGAGGGAAUUAGACCUCCUCACCUUCCCGGGGAUGGGGCUGAGUCAGGUGAUAUCACAAUGGGCAGUGCCCAUCCUGGAGGGGACAUCAGUGUGGGGUGGGAGCAGGAAGGCUGUUGGGGAAGGAAGCUGAGAGAUCCUCUGCAGGAGGGGAUUACAGCAGCUAGGGGCACCUGCCAGGCUGGAGGUGUGGGUUAUCUAGGGGAAGGGUGGUCACUGAUGUCCAGCAGGAGCCCUUAACAGGUAGAGCCCAUCACAGCAUCUCCAAGACCACACCAUGUUCCUGUUCUCCCGUAAGACCAAGACCCCUAUCAGUACCUACAGUGACUCCUACAGGGCUCCCACCUCCAUCAAGGAGGUCUAUAAGGACCCACCUCUAUGUGCCUGGGAAGCCAACAAGUUUCUGACUCCGGGUCUGACUCAUACCAUGGAGCAACAUGUGGAUCCCGAAGCCUUGCAGAAGAUGGCCAAAUGUGCUGUACAGGACUACACUUAUAGGGGGUCCAUAUCAGGCCACCCCUAUUUGCCUGAGAAGUACUGGCUUUCUCAAGAGGAAGCAGACAAAUGCAGCCCAAACUACCUGGGCAGUGACCGGUACAACACAUGGAGGAUGGAACCUUACAACAGCAGCUGCUGCAACAAGUAUACCACCUACCUUCCUCGGCUGCCUAAGGAGGCCGGGAUGGAGACAGCAGUUCGAGGAAUGCCCUUGGAAUGCCCUCCUAAGCCGGAGCGGCUCAAUGCCUACGAGCGCGAAGUGAUGGUGAACAUGCUGAACUCACUGUCGCGGAACCAGCAGCUGCCGCGGAUCACGCCCCGAUGCGGGUGCGUGGACCCGCUGCCCGGCCGCUUGCCCUUCCACGGUUACGAAAGUGCUUGCUCGGGCCGCCACUACUGUCUGCGUGGGAUGGACUACUACGCCAGCGGGGCGCCCUGCACCGACCGCCGCCUGCGGCCUUGGUGCCGGGAGCUACCGACUUUGUGUACCUCCCUACGAGCACCGGCCCGGAAUGCAGUGUGCUGUUACAACUCCCCUGCCGUCAUACUACCCAUAUCCGAACCUUAGGUAAGUCUAACGGGCACACACUCAUUUGCACACGCACCCUGAAGUCUUGGUGAGGCGGGGCUGGGGGAGGAUGGCUGGUAGAUGGGAUGAGAACGCCCCGCUGCGGUGCACUGACAGGCAGAUACCACCAGGGGGAGCUAGUGCCAUGGAGCAGUCAAAGGAGGUAAGGACAGAGGACCUUAGGACAGGGCUGGGAGGCCUGUAUUGAAGGGUUACAGGUUGGCAGUUGGCUUACAGCCAAAGGCGUUGGGUUCAGAGCUUGAAGUAACGAGUAAGAAGUCGAUGUUAAGGAAGAAAUAUUGGGUAUCAGCAACUUAACAGUAGAACCUAAGGUCAGGAGGUCAGUAUUGGAACCCAAGUUCAGUGCUAUAGGCAAAGUAUAGGGAUAAGGUUAGCAUUGCAAACUGGAGUCAGAUAUUCACUUUGACAUAUGAGGAUCCAAAAGGGCUGACCCAUCUCUUCCUGUAGAUGGGACACAAGUCACUUCAAGAAGUCUGGUGGUCCCCAGAGAAACAACUAUGUUAUCCAUCCUGAGUUUGUGUCUGAGACCUAUCCUGACUAUCGUUGCUGGUAGAGCCUGGGCUUGCUGGGCCACGGGGACAGAGCAAUAAAUAAACUCUUCACC